GUUUUCAACUCCACUAACAACCCACAGGGCCACAACCACUGCUCUGUCUUCCUUGCCUCCUCACUCACCCUUAAUGGAGUCAACAGUCCGCCGUGCCCUUAAUCUCCUCCUCCUCCUCCUCAUCUCUCUCUCCUUCUUCCACCAAAUUCCAGCUUCACCCCCUUCCUUUCCCGAUGAAGCCCUCCCCACCAAAUCAGGCUACCUCCCCGUCAGUCCAGCCACCAGUUCCGCCAUUUUCUACGCCUUCUAUGAAGUCCAGGAUCCCUUUUCAUCGCUCUCCCAAACCCCACUUGUUAUUUGGCUCCAGGGUGGCCCUGGCUGCUCCUCCAUGAUCGGCAACUUCCUCGAGCUCGGCCCCUGGCGUGUAAACUUUCUCAAAGCCCGGAACGACCCCCUUGUUCUUGAACCAAAUUUAGGUUCUUGGAACCGCAAAUUCGGCCUUCUUUUCCUCGAUAAUCCGAUUGGAACCGGUUUUAGUAUUGCCUCUACGCCCGAAGAAAUCCCAAGAGGUCAAUACACUGUUGCCAAGCAUCUUUUUGCUGCAAUCACCUCUUUUCUUCAAUUAGACCCGCAGUUUAAGUCUCGUCCAAUUUAUAUUACGGGUGAGAGCUAUGCGGGGAAGUAUGUUCCUGCAAUUGGUUACUAUAUCCUCAAGAAGAAUGCUCAGUUGCCGGUGUCGGAGCAGGUGAACUUAGCAGGCGUUGCUAUCGGAAACGGAUUAACGGAACCCCUGACACAAGUGGCCACUCAUGCUGUAAAUGCUUACUUUUCUGGUCUGAUCGAUGAGAAACAGAAGGGUGAGCUGGAGAAGGCGCAAUUGGAGGCAGUUAGACUGACCAAAUCAAGGAAUUGGACGGCGGCAACAAAUGCUAGGAAUGGGGUCUUGCGUUUGCUGCAAAACAUGACAGGAUUGGCCACUUUGUAUGAUUUUACUAGGAAAGUUCCUUACCAAACUGAGUUGGUUACCCAGUUUUUACAAAACGAGGAGGUAAAGAGGGCCUUGCGAGCGAACCAAUCCGUGUUUUUUGAGGAAUGCAGCGAUGUUGUGGGGAACGCAUUGCACGAGGAUGUGAUGAAGAGUGUGAAAUAUAUGGUGGAGUUUUUGGUGAAGAAAAGCAAGGUUUUGUUGUAUCAAGGGCAUUUUGAUUUGAGGGAUGGUGUGGUUUCAACAGAGGCUUGGAUGAAAACGAUGAAUUGGGAUGGAAUUGAGGAGUUUUUAAUGACAGAGAGGAAGGUUUGGAAGGUAAGUGGGGCGCUUGCUGGGUACGUGAGGAAUAGGGGGAGUUUGAGUCAUGUUGUAGUGUUGGGGGCUGGGCAUCUUGUGCCUACCGACCAGCCUUUUAGUUCCCAGGCAAUGAUAGAAGACUGGGUCUUGGAGAGGGGAUUGUUUGGGUAUCAACAACGGGAGGAUUCCUUAUCUUCAAUGUAACUAUCGUUCCUCUUGUUCUUGUUGUAUUGCUUGUAUCAGUAUCAGUUAGUCAAAUCAGGGCAAGUGUAUGGGAUGUCAAGAGCAACGUAAUUUGUAUCCUGGAAUAAUGUUUUGGUCGUCACACGUUAUAAUUUUUACAACGCCCAAUGGUAAUGUCGGUUGAUUAUUGUA
Messenger RNA from Juglans microcarpa x Juglans regia, 1600 nucleotides. RefSeq names its product serine carboxypeptidase-like 50. The transcript has a single exon. The record is from RefSeq and is a predicted model, not a curated record. Gene Ontology annotation, molecular function: serine-type carboxypeptidase activity. Bases 74 to 1429 code for a protein of 451 amino acids. Gene Ontology annotation, biological process: proteolysis. Lineage: Eukaryota; Viridiplantae; Streptophyta; Magnoliopsida; Fagales; Juglandaceae.